UUGGAAUAAAAUGUAUAUUGAUGGAUAGUGUUUUUAUUGUAAUGUAUUGUAUUUCUCUUGAAUCGCAGACGACGUCGAAUUUUAUUCUUCCAGCAACGUCAUAUUUUGGUAAAAAUUCAUUAAUUCCUUUAAUUAAUACGAUCAAUGGAAUUUUAUAUACGGCGGUGAAACAACAGAUGUUAAGAUUGAGCGGAUUGAUUGGUAUUAUGGAGGUAUUUUGUAUAUCUCUUUUAUUGUAUGAUAUAGGUAAAAUUUUUUGGAGGGAAUGGUGUAUUUUUUUUUUAAAAAAAAAUGAAAUAGGGUGUUUGAUGUAUAUGAUAAGUAAAAAUAUUAUUACGUUUAUUAUAUCAUCUAUUUUUCAUACGAUUGGUACGACGGGAUUUCAAGUUCUUGAACAAUUUGUUAUUACAGAUACUUCAGAACUUUUGAAUAGAAGUCUUUUAAAUACUAUACUUAAUAUACCACUUCUUAUUAAUGUUUGGGUGGGACCGAAUUUAGCACAAAGUAUUUAUAUGCCGAAAUUAGAUAGUGAACAAUGGAGAUGGGGUUAUGGUAUAUGGGCAAUUGUUCUUCCUGUAGUAUCACUUCCUAUGGUUAUGAUAUUAUAUUUAAAUAGGCUUAAAGCUAAAGAGAAGGGUUUAUUAUCUAUAGAAAAUAAUCAUAGAAUGACAAUACGUGGAUUUAUAAAAAGGCUUUUUGUUGAACUCGAUCUUGUUGGAAUUAUAAUAUUAUCAUUAGGACUUUCUUUAUUUUUUUUUCAGUUAAUUCAUGAAUUUCCUUUACUUUAUAAUGCUAAACCAGUAUAUAUAUUUUCGAUACUUGUUAUAUUACUUGUUUUAUGUGUUGUAUUUCCAUUAUGGGAAUUUUAUUAUGCAAAAUUUCCAAUUUUUAGUAAGGGUUUGUUUAAAAUGGAAGAGUUAACUAUAGGAUAUUUUUCUUCAUUUUUUUACUUUAUGGGAUUUUAUCUUUACAAUAAUUAUUUGACUACUUAUCUCUAUGUUACCAAAUCUAAUUCAAUUAAAAGAAUUGGAUAUUUAAAUAAUGUAUUUUCAUUUACUUCAACCAUUGUUGCAAUAUUUGUUGAUUUUCAUAUAUAUUGGCUCACCAAUUUACAACGGAUGAAUCUGUAA
Messenger RNA from Pneumocystis carinii B80, 1130 nucleotides. RefSeq lists its product as hypothetical. Gene Ontology annotation, molecular function: siderophore-iron transmembrane transporter activity. The record is from RefSeq and is a predicted model, not a curated record. NCBI's taxonomy places the organism in Eukaryota, Fungi, Ascomycota, Pneumocystomycetes, Pneumocystales, Pneumocystaceae. Gene Ontology annotation, biological process: siderophore transmembrane transport. Bases 21 to 1130 code for a protein of 369 amino acids. The transcript is spliced from 5 exons.